This is a messenger RNA of Ooceraea biroi (clonal raider ant), 1860 nucleotides long. RefSeq lists its product as uncharacterized. NCBI's taxonomy places the organism in Eukaryota, Metazoa, Arthropoda, Insecta, Hymenoptera, Formicidae. The record is from RefSeq and is a predicted model, not a curated record. Gene Ontology annotation, molecular function: protein binding.
AAUACAACAAUCUUAAUCCAAAAUUUGCAUCCGUUUGCAUUGUAUAAAGCACUGAUUGUAGCUCACAACACACGACAUGGCAGCGACCCCGUAUCGAUAUCGUUUAAAACCAAAGAAUCUGGAUUGGAAAUUAACAUGGGGAUCGCCUGACGACUGCACCACUAUUACGGGAUCAUUAUAUGCUAGAAUAAAAAUACGCACUAUUAACGACGAAAACUUCCCCAUAGUAAAACAAACACGAUAUAAUUCUCUUUCUUUAAAACGCCGAACAAUUAAUUUAUUUGGUGGGGAGCAAUAUGUAGCAAGAGUGUAUGUAAUAAGAAAGGCUAAUGCUGAAGAGAACUCUUCCGCUUAUCAAGAAAUUGAGUUUACAACUCCACCUGGAAUUCCGCCCCAGGUAACCAAUCUGGAUGUCUAUGAGACUGAUACUCGUGAAGAUCAAAAAGUCGUAUAUUUGAGAUGGCAGGAGCCAAUUCCACCUCUCAACGGAACAUUACGUAGUUAUAGCAUCCUAUUAUGUACCAUACAUGAAUGCUCUUCUACAGAAGUUCCAUUGACUAAUAGCUGCAAAUUAUGGAAUGAUUACAUUUGCGGAUCUGCUAAAUUUAAAAUCAAGAAUCCUACAAUUGCAGUUGUCGCACAUAAUCAGGAUGUUCGUGAUCCAGGUCCUCCGUUUACAGUAUCUAAGGAAAAGCUUAAUAAUCAAAUUCCAGAAGAACCUGCUAAUUUCACUGUACUACCAUAUAAUAAAGGCAUUGUAGAUUUAUACUGGAAGCAUCCUUGGAAAACGGGUAGCCGUCUCGAUCAUUUCUAUAUCAUGAUAAUACCGCUUUCCACAAAUCUGGUAAAGUUUCUGGAAAGAAAUUGGCGACCUUACAAUUCGUCCAUUAAUGUUACGGUGACAAAUUAUAUGCGCGAAUAUACGAAACGAUUAUACCUGCACCCUUCAACGCAAUACCACAUCUUCAUUAAAGCUGUAACAGUUUUGGGGAUGUCUAGCACAGUACAAUACAAGGAAUUCAAAACACCUUCCAGCUUAAAGUUCAGCGGUCCUCUAAAAUAUGUAAUGCACGAUUCAAUGAUUUCAUUAAAUAUUCCGCGUAUUGUAAACUAUACAAAGGACAGCACAAUACACGUCAUAGUAAAAGGACCAUUGGGACCCAAUGGUUGCAAAGGAUAUUUGAGAGUACCUGAAGAUCUGCAAGCUAUAGCAGACAUAGACGUGUCCCAUGUCGCUUGGGAAGCCGCUGAAAUUUCGAGUCAACAAGAUCUUAACAAAUCAUUUACGAUCGGCAACAAUAAAAUGUAUGGCAGAGCCAAGAAUUGCCAAUUGCAACUUAAGGAAUCGUACGACAUAACGGUUAUCGUAACUGAGAAUAAUGAAAAUUCACUUAUUGAUCCGAUCAUGCUCAAAAUAACAGUUCUCAACGGUGAGAUUUCAUCACAACCACAUCAUGAAGCAUGGCUCAUACCUGUAAUAUUAAUUCUUAUCGUGGCAGCCGUGUUACUUUAUUUGUAUCGCAGGGUUGCGGUAUGAACAUAAGCGGCGUAUUAUUAUUUUAUGUUGUUUGAAAGCGGCCGCAUUAAAAGAAUCGGCAAUUAAUAGAUGUAAGAUUUACGAGCGACCGACUCGGAUUGUUAUCACGUCGGCUCGACUAUUGUCAAUCCGGCUCGGCAUGUUAUGAUGUCGGCUCGAGGUUAAAGCAUGCGGCGUUUCACGCAAACGUUUUCCGAGGAUUUAUAAGGAGCACGAGAACGAAAAAAGGAGAGAUCCUGCGAGACCACGAUACCGAGCACAUCGUGUUGCGAGUCGUAAGAGUUUUGUAUCCGUAUUAAAAUAUAUACUACAUUAUAUUCGAA